Orbicella faveolata is the source of this 1921-nucleotide messenger RNA. RefSeq lists its product as uncharacterized. The record is from RefSeq and is a predicted model, not a curated record. Gene Ontology annotation, molecular function: protein binding. Lineage: Eukaryota; Metazoa; Cnidaria; Anthozoa; Scleractinia; Merulinidae.
UAAGCAGAGUACAUUACACAUUUCGACGAAAAAUAGGGGAGAGGCGGAAAGGGAAGAUGUAUCUUCCUGUUUGGGUUGCUACAUCUAUUUGAAAUAAGUUUCUAAGAACAGCUUUUACACUGUAAUAAGCUGAGAUUCAACAAGCUUUUUGCUCAACUCAGAAGUUUCUGAAGUUGGUUGAGGCGAUCACACGGAGCGACGAGCCAACAGUUCAGAACAAGUGGAAGUCCCUUGGGACGGAUAAGUUCUGGGUGAUCGUUCAGAAAUCCACAGUAUAAAAUUAUUUCGAAAAACACAAUAGAUGCCAUAAAAUGGAUCAAGUUGAUAGAAAAGCAAGCACAAAAGAGUUUGAGGAAGAAGGAAUAGUUAACCAAGAGUGUGUCACUGUAGAAUCGACAGAUGGUUUAGCCAACAGGGACAAGGCAACAGUGUCCAGUCCACCAAAAAUCAUAUUCUGUGUAAGAGAACCUGCACCAAACCACAGUGCACUUCUUAAAGGAAUUCCAAAUGAGCCUAUAUCUCAACCAUUGGACAAUCAAGUUCUGUUUGGGCGUGGUCAUGGAGUGGGGGUGUUUUUGAAUGAUGAGGAAGCUUCGCGAGAACACAUGAAACUCUUCUUGCAAACAAACCCUGCUACUUAUGAAAAUGUGUUUGUUGUUAAGACUGUGAGCAGUACCAAGCCAGUUUAUAUCAAUGGAAGUCCCUUAUACAAGCAGGCUGGGGAGACAGUCCUGAACACCAAUGAUAGACUUAAAAUAGGACAGCUGGAGUUCAUUGUCACUGUCGAACCAGGUAAUUCAGUGGAUUAUUUCCAACUUGAAUUCACCAGGAGUGGGGUUAAUCUUCAACAGCCUAACAUGCAAGAAGCAGUAAAUACUCCACAGUUAAGGGGAGGUGUUAACCCAGGGCAAGUAUUCAUGGCAAACCAGGUUGGUGCUGUUAUUCUGCCCAACAAUGGAGUGCCUGCAAAUCCAGCUGUUAACAUGAACAUUUCAGCCAAUGGAGGGGUUUCAUAUUAUGGAAUGCCCAUGGCACCCACCUACCAGCCCAUGCCUGUUGGAAUGGGUCACCCCACCUACCACCCCAUGUCUGCUGGAAUGGGUUACUCCACCUACCAGCCCAUGCCUGCUGGAAUCGGUCAUCCCACUUGCCAGCCCACACCUGCUGGAAUGGGUUACCCCACCUACCAGCCCAUGCCUGCUGGAAUGGGUCACCCCACCUACCAGCCCACACCUGCUGCAAUGGGUCAAUCCUUUUUUCGACCACAGCCAACACAUCCAAGAUUUCAUAGCAGUCCUUGUUCUGAGCCUCAGCAAGAGUCGUUGCCAUCAGGAAUCUAUGGUCCUGCGUUACACGAGAAUGGACAUGCAUCAGCACAAGAUAGAAGGGAAAUGUUUCUUGCCAAGCAGCCAUCUGAGCAAAGUGAAGUUCCUACCGAAACUGGACUAGAAGAGGACUCUCACAUUUCAAUACAGGAGACUGGCAAGCCAAAAACUCUUUAAAAAUGUAAUAAAAUAUUAUAAUGACAUGCCAUUUCUCUUGCCAUGUACCUGUUAACAAAGUGAACAUUUUGAGGUGUAGUAGUCCAGGUGAAGUAGGCCUUUAACCAGAAGAAAACAGGUACACUCUACAAUAUGAUGCACGAGGAAACAUGCCAGCAAAAGCAGUCAAUGCUGAUCACAUACUUAAGGAUGGUGCCUCCUCGCCUCCUCAUUAAAUACAGGCAUUUUUCCACAUAGUUUAUGCCUGGCCCAAAAAGCCUGGAGAUGCUAAAAACAGCAAAACAUAGGAUAAGAGUGCUUCAAGCCCACAUGGUGGGCACUAGAAAGGGGAAGGAAAGGGAGAAUUGGGCAUGGAGGGCUGCAUGCUCUUUCCCCUUGCUUUGUGCACUCACGCUUGAUUUCCCCCUUUCCCUUCCCUU